AUGCCUCGUCGAUUCAGCAGCAACUCCUCCAACGACACCCCCUCCAACUCCCCGUCCUUUUCAUCUGCCUCCGGAAAGGGCGGUACCGCCAUCAAGGCGCCCACAGUCAAAUCCAAUCGUCUGUCCCAGUUCUUUUCGGUCUCGCCCAAGUCCAAGUCCGAACCUCAGACUGCACAGGCUGCCCUUCAAGCGGCUAGUGGAACCUCUCAACCUAACACUUCGUCUCCGCCGAUCAGUUCGGCAUCACUGUCCUUACCGACGAUUUCUCUGUCGACGGCCACAGCUGACAAUCCUAAUAUGGACGAACUGCCGACCACACUCUUCCAACCUCCGACCCCGGAGGAAGCACGCCGCCUGGCCAAGCAGCAUGCCCAAUUCGGUCCUAUCGGCCAUGCCAGCCACCGGUAUUCGAGUCGACACCCUGGCGGCGUCUUCCCGGAGCCGGUGAUGGACGAGCCGCCGUAUUAUUAUCUGCUCACCACUUAUAUCAGUUACCUCAUCCUAAUCGCCUUUGGCCAUGUCCGUGAUUUCUUUGGCAAACGCUUCCGCGAAGAAAACUAUCGACACCUGAAACCCCGCAACGGCUAUGGUGCGCUCAACAGUGAUUUCGACAAUUUUUACGUGCGUCGUCUGAAGCUGCGAAUCAAUGACUGCUUCGAGCGGCCCGUCACCGGCGUUCCUGGGCGAACGAUUACUUUGAUUGACCGGGCCACGGAUGACCACAACCAUCACUUCUAUCUGACGGGUACCACGACGGAUACACUGAACCUCAGCUCCUACAACUACCUCGGCUUCGCGCAGUCGGAAGGCCCUUGUGCAGACAUUGCAGAGGAGUCGAUCAGGAAAUACGGAAUCACUUCUCCAAGCACUCGGGCGGAAGUCGGCACGCAAGACCUUCACGUUGAAGUCGAAGAUCUGGUCGCCAGGUUUGCGGGCAAGGAAGCGUCCAUGGUAUUCUCGAUGGGCUUCGGUACCAACGCCAACAUCUUCCCGGCCCUUGUCUCGAAAGGCUGUCUCCUCAUCUCCGAUGAACUGAACCACGCUUCGAUCCGCUUUGGCGCUCGUCUCUCUGGGGCCUCGAUCGCUAUGUUUAAGCACAACGACAUGAAAGACCUGGAAAUCAAGCUUCGCGAGGCCAUCUCUCAGGGCCAACCUCGCACUCACCGCCCCUGGAAGAAGAUCCUAGUGGUGGUCGAGGGUCUGUACUCGAUGGAAGGAUCCAUGUGCAAUCUCCCUGGUCUGGUUGCAUUGAAGCAUCAGUACAAGUUCAAUUUGUUCGUUGACGAGGCCCAUUCGAUCGGAGCCAUCGGUCCCAAGGGGCGCGGUGUAUGUGAUUUCUUUAGUAUCCCCACCUCCGAGGUGGAUGUUCUCAUGGGCACACUCACCAAGUCCUUUGGUGCGAAUGGAGGCUACAUUGCAGCGGACAAGGUGAUGAUCGACAAGCUUCGCGCUACCGACUCUGGCAUCUUUUUUGGAGAGGCACCUGCCCCCGCGAUUCUGACCCAGAUCUCCUCUGCUCUGCGUAUUAUUUGCGGUGAACUCGUCCCUGGCCAAGGCGAGGAGCGAUUGCAGCGGUUGGCCUUCAAUUCGCGAUACCUCCGUCUCGGAUUGAAGCGUCUUGGCUUUAUAGUGUACGGUCACGACGAUUCGCCAAUCAUCCCUGUUCUUCUCUUCAACCCGGCCAAGAUGCCCGCAUUCUCGCACGAGAUGCUCCGUCGAAAGAUCUCGGUCGUCGUCGUCGGCUACCCGGCCACUCCAUUAGUUUCCUCCCGGGCUCGUUUCUGUGUGUCCGCGGCCCACACCAAGGAGGACCUGGACCGGGUCCUGACCGCUUGUGAUGAAAUCGGCAACGUUUUGCAGCUGAAGUUCUCCACGGGCAUUGCGGGCGGCGCGUUCCCCCCAACUGAAGAAUUGGCCCCUCCCCCUGAGAUGGAGAAGGAGUGGCACCGCAAGCGCUCGGACCAAAUGACGCCUCCCCGAUGGCGGGUCGAGGAUGUGAUCCGACGUGGUGUCCAAGAUGUCCAAUCACCCUUGUAUUAA
This is a messenger RNA of Penicillium alfredii, 2040 nucleotides long. RefSeq names its product putative serine palmitoyltransferase 2 (gene lcb2). The record is from RefSeq and is a predicted model, not a curated record. The transcript has a single exon. Gene Ontology annotation, cellular component: serine palmitoyltransferase complex. The coding region runs from base 1 to 2040 and encodes 679 amino acids. Lineage: Eukaryota; Fungi; Ascomycota; Eurotiomycetes; Eurotiales; Aspergillaceae. Gene Ontology annotation, biological process: ceramide biosynthetic process; sphingosine biosynthetic process. Gene Ontology annotation, molecular function: pyridoxal phosphate binding; serine C-palmitoyltransferase activity.